This is a messenger RNA of Prorocentrum cordatum, 1863 nucleotides long. NCBI's taxonomy places the organism in Eukaryota, Dinophyceae, Prorocentrales, Prorocentraceae. The record is from the annotation of a GenBank genome assembly.
GGCGUUUCGACACUGGGCGGCCCGCGCCGAUGGGCAAAAUAAGGAUAAACAAAUCUCACAAGAGGAGGGCUGUGGAGAAGCGGAACAGCGGGGGGGGAAGACGCGCUCAGAGCAUGAAGCACAUCACGUGUAGCGUCGGCAGCCUCAGGCCCCUCUGCAGUGCAGAUACCCAUGCUGGGCGAGCGGUGUGGCCGGUCAGCAGUGUAGUGUAUAUUUCGAUUCCUUCGACUGUACAUUCCCGAUGCGGGCACCGGCUGCGCAAGGGGUUUGAUCGAAAAAGCGCAAGCAUACUCACAGACCAGCCUCGCCUACAAUGUCGUAUCGCACCCGGCCGUUGAUUACGGGCCGCACCCUUGGCACAACUUUGGAGAUACGGCGGGCUCACCUACGCCUCCCGCAUCUCGCCGAGCAGCGCCAGAGCCCGCUGCCACUGCUCGCUCUUCUCGCACCGCUUCAGCCGAUGACGUCGGGCUUCGAGAUCGCCGCCGCCGAGCAAGUCGGAGAGCAGCGGGAGGCGCGGACGCUGCGAUGGAGACAGCGACAGGCCCCUCAGGAGCGCCCCCCGCCGGGCCCGUGGAGGAGCAAGAGCCCCCCAAGGCCAAGACAAUUGUCACGAUUGGCUCUCUCGCACGCGCUGGUCCCGACGCUGUAGCUGACCACGUCGGGCUCCAGCUUCGCCUCCCGCAUCUCGCUGAGCAGCGCCAGAGCCAGCUGCCAAUGGCAGCCCUUACCGCACGCGCUGCUCACGGCGCCAUAGCUGGUGACGUCGGGCUCCAUUGUCGCCUCCCACAUCUCUCUGAGCAGCGCCAGGCUGCGCUGCCAGUCCUCGACCUUCUCGCACGCCCUGAUCCCACCAUUGUAGCCGACAUGGCGUUGGGCUCUAGCUUCGCCUCUCGCAUCUCACAUAGCAGCGCCAAAGCCCGCUGCCACUGAUCGGCUUUCUCGCACGCGCUGAUCCCAGCGCUGUAGCUAUGGCGUCGGGCUCCAGCUUCGCAUCACACAUCUCGCCGAGCAGUGCCAAGGCCCGCUGCCACUGCCUGCCCUUCGAGCACGCGCUGAUCCCAGCAUUGUAACUAUUAUGUCGAGAUGCAGCUUCGCCUCACACAUCCCGCUGACCAGCUCCAAAGCCCGCUGCCACUGCUCGCCCUUCUCGCACGCGCUUAUCCCAGCGCUCCAGCUGACGACGUCUGGCUCCAACUUCGCUUCCCACAUCUCGGUGAGCAACGCCAGCGCCCGCUGCCACUGCUCGCCCUUCUCGCACGCGCUGAUCCCCGCGCUGUAGCUGAUAUGCUGGCGUCGGGCUCCAGCCUCGCCUCACGCAUCUCGCCGAGCAGCGUCAAGGCCCGCUGACACUCCUCGCCUUUCUCGCACGCGCUGAUCCCAGCAUUGUAGCUGAUGACGUCGGGUUCCAGCUUCUCCACCCGCAUCUCGGCGAGCAGCGUCAGAGCCCGCUGCCAUUGCUCGCCCUUCUCGCACGCACUGAUGCCAGCGCUGUAGCCGACAACGUUCGGCUCCAGCUUCGCCUCCCACAUCUCGGCGAGCAGUGCAAGGGCCCGCUGCCACUGCCUACCUUUGCCGCAUGCGCCGACGGUUGCAAGGUACUGUCCCGGGGUGGCCGUCGAACGUAGUCGGGACGCUUCGAGGAAGAGCUGCAGCGCUGCGUUCCAUUGCUUGAUCCUCCCGCAACUCUUGAUGGUCGCCUCGAGGGAAGAGCCGCCGUGCCGAAAUCCUGGCCGAACCUCUAGCAUGCUUUAGCCAAGACCGCAUCGGGCUGACCUGUGGGCUAGCAGUGGCCAGCGUCCGCGCACGAUUGCACACUCGGGGAGCGAGGGCGGUGACUGGUGGCAUUGCAGCCUGCUCGUG